UAUCAUUCAACAACGAUGAAUAAUUUAUACCGUAUGCACUUUAAAGCCGCCGAGAAGAGCUAUGCUUUCGUAGAUGCAAGAGUAAGAUACGGCUCGUUGGUCUUAUAACUUCAACAUGCUAGAAACGCCGGGCUAAAAUCAAUGGGGAACAUAUAAAAACAACACCAUCGACAAAAUGUUAGGGUUAUUUUAUAGACGGAGAUCUUUAUCAAAUGUAAACCUGUGGUCUAACUUCAAUUUACGCUAUUUGUGUUGUGUUAUUGUUGUCAUUCUCAGUACAUUCCAGCUUGUUUAUAGCGAUAAUAACUCAACAGGUAAGUUUGAAUAACGGCAUUGUAACUUGAUUUCACUAAAGCAACAUAUAAACCCUUUGGAAAGUAUACACAGUUUUGCUGCGUGCUAUUGUUUUGAAGCGACUAGAGAAUGCCAUAUUCGACCUUGUAUUUAAACAAAUAUUGCCUGCGAUUAAAUAUAUUUGCAGCUGCAUAGAAUAAUAGAUUAUAUGUGCGAUGACCUGUACUUUGGAUUCGAUUUUCAAGCCACAUUUUUGAAACGGGAUUAGGUGUAUUAGGGUUCGUUCUAUCGAACUUAAUUAUAUGGUGUUUAUAUCAACGAGUUUAUAGCUAUUUCUGGUUGCUAUUUGCUUAUCUAUAUAUAUAACUAAAUUAAACAAACUAUACUCAAAAUGAUAUCACGAACAGAAUAUCGGAGGAAGCUCAUAUGUAGCAGGAAAAAGCGUGCUAUAGUUUCAAAGUACUUUCGAUUUGUUCUGGUUAUUAUAUUAAUUGUAACUCUUUUCUAUAAUUUGCGACAGUUACGCUUGUUCGAAAAUUCACAAAUGUCAAGUAAUUGCGACAUAUGUUGAGAUUUGUUCUAAUUGGAAAAAAUUCUAAAAUGUCAUCUUAUUUGUGACAUUUUGGGCCAAAAUGCCAUUUUCGGGUGAGACUUUUAUGAUCAUUCGAAAUGCUGGCGCGCGUUUAGAUUAAGUCACUUGUCGAAGUGUUUGUUUAGUUUAUAAAGUAACUUUCAAAAACUAGACGUAAUGUCUUGUACUUCCCGUCAAAAUGGCCCCUUUUUUUAAGCCCUUUAAUAGUUGAUAUGUUAAUUUUUCCUGUUAUGUUGUUCCAUUGUGUUUGCCAGAGAUUAGUUUCACCAUAUGUGGCUUGACGAUGGAGAGCUAUAGAUUAAUUAUUCACAAGGUGUGGUGUUCAAAUUCAGGAGCAAACAAAUUAUUAUUUUAAACUACUACAUAUGAUAAAAAAAUUAACAUCAUUUUCUCACUUUUGAUAAUUCUGCUUGCCCAACUCUGCUGCAUAUACUUCCUUGUGAAAUGCAAUAUAACCAUAAUCGAAUUAUUAUUAUUCCUUAUAGCACCUCAAUGUCAAUGUAAUUCAACAACAACUGGUCCUAGCAGCCUAAAUGCUACAGAGGCUAUUUGUAAUAACUGUACACAAGAUACUAUAAACUGUAAAAAAGGAUACCAAUUUUCGAAUGGGACAUGUGUUAGAUGCUUUUGUAAUUCUACCACAAAACCAACAAACUGUAAUUGUACAGAUGUACAAAUGCCACAAAGCAAAAUAUGUUCGCCUGGGCAGUUUUUUUCAAAUUCAAGCCAACCAUGCAUAAACUGUAGUUGUAAUGUCCACACAAGUUUGAAUAACAAUUGCGACAACAGAACAGGGCAAUGUUUUUGCCAAGAACAUGUGACAGGGCAGCAUUGCACAAUUUGUGCUGCAAACUAUACAGCAAAUUAUUCAAGUUCUGGAGAACUUUUAAAAUGUUUUAAACAAUGUCCUACGGGCUUUAAAAGAGCAGAGAGGAACGAAUGUAUCAAAGCAAACAGCACAAGUUCAUUGCCACUAGUGAUGUCCAGUACCCAUGGUAUAAUCACAUCUACAGAUAGCGUGGUACCUACCAGCAUAUCAAGUACUCCAGUAUUAACAAGUCUGUUGACUGAGGUACCAUCAAGCCCCCAAACACCAUCAACAUAUCUUGUACCAUCCAGUAACUCACCAAUACCAACACCCUCACCAUCAAUCACCAUAGAACCCAUUCAAACACCAUCACCUACCAUUGAGUCACCAUCACCAUCACCAUCACCAUCAUCGUCAUCACCAUCACCAUCAUCGUCACCACCACCGUCAUCAUCACCACCACCACCAUCGUCGCCAUCAUCGUCAUCACCACCACCAUCAUCGUCAUCACCACCACCAUCAUCGUCAUCACCACCAUCAUCGUCAUCAUCGUCACCACCAUCACCACCACCACCAUCGUCACCACCUCCAACAACUGGUAAACCAAUGUCAACCAACACACCACCCACAUCAGUAAACACACCAACUGACCAUGUACCUACCGCUGGUCAAGAAAGUAGCCCUAAUCCACCAACAAAGCCAACAACAGACAAGCCAUCAAGUGAAAAACGAACGACCAAAGUCCACCAUACAAAAAAGCCGAGUAAAGGUGGGUAAAUUUUAUGAAUUUAUUUGUUCUCCUUGUACAAUGUGUCAAUGUACAUUAACAAACAAGAAAAAUUCCUGCCUCCCACACAGAACUUGAACCUGAAACCAAUGACUAUAUAAGGGAUGACCUUACCAGACUUUUAGGACUGAUGAUAAAGCAGCUCCUCAUAAGAUUGUUUAAAAUUAGAAUUAGAUUAAAUAUCGAAUAUAAAUUUAGUUUAGGUUUCAUCCUGACAUCCUGUACUAACACUAACACUGGAUCAAUAAUAAGAUGAUCCUUACUGGACCUCUAGGGAGAACAGUUUAGAACUGAUAGAGCUAUCCAGCAUAUAUCGUUAGAUUAAGUAGCCAAUAUAAAGUUAGUUUAGUUUAGGUUUCAUCCUGUAGUAACACUGGAUCAAUAAGAGAUGACUGUUACUGUCACCUCUAGGAAGAACAGUUUAAGCCUGGUUCACAUAUGACUGCAGUAUGCCUGCGACUGUAUCAUUAUGCCUCUACUUGCCGCCGAAAUACCGGCAAAGUUGAACUCAAAUCAACUUUCCCGGCCUACCGCCGAUGUAACUGUGGCACUAGAGGCAAUCGGCGAACAAAUAUUCACAUAAUUUACGUUUUAAGCUACCACUGGCAUCGUCGCCGGUAUGUCGCAGGCAUAUAUGUGAACCAGGCUUUAGAACUGAUACAGCAUAUAUCGAAAACUUAACCAUUCAAUAAUUUACUUACAGACAAUAGUUCGGAUACCGUGGUUAUUGUGGUGACCUGUGUUGGUGUGGUAAUCAUCCUUGCCAUAGCUAUCGCAGUUGGUUGCUAUUGUCUUCGCUCCAAACGCAAACCAUCGACUCCAUUCUGGACUGUGGAGCUAUCGAACACGAGAAAUGAGGAAUUAGAUUUCGCCUUGUUAGACCCAGUCACGGACGAACCACAUAAGAAAGCUAAUGAUACUGGCGAACCAGAUGCCUCGAUCACAGAGCACUCAAGAUACUAUGCCUACAUUUAGGAUAUAUGGCUCAGAUCAGUGCGAGGAUUACUUUGACAUUACGCUACAGAACAAAGAGGGUGUUUCAUGAGGGUGUUUUUUAAAGCUUUGUAAUAUGUUAUGACUGCAUGCAUCUUCACCUCUGUGACCUAGCGUCGGUAGUAUGCAAGAAUAGUGUCCCCGGGUUUUCCCUGAAUUCUUCUUCGCCUCCACCGCAGACAUCUCCACAGGGCUCCCGUAGCUUCUUCUUCCAAUGACAAUGGUCGACAAGGGAGAACCCUUACUAUAAACGUCUACAUGGAAAGGUUUAGAACCGAUAAAACUGAAUCUAGAUAAAAAUUAGUUUAGUGUUCCAUUCAACUCAAAAAAGAUCUCAGGAAACGCUACGUUACAAACUAAAGUCUGGAUCAAGCGAGUAUGAGUUGGCCAGUCAUGCUUUCCCAACACUAUCAUGACUCAUGUAUUCUAUUUAAGUUGAAACAAAAUGGGUCAUCAUCUACCUAUACUAUCCAGGCUCGUGGUUGGUUGAUUAUAACAAUGAAAGACAAUAAAACUAUAGAAAUCGUCUUUCUAAAGAUUUUUGUUUCUGAUUUGUUUCUGAAAGCCAAUCACAAAACAUGAUCAUUUUAGAUAGGUCUUUACCCAACAAAAUUGGAACACUCGUCAAACCUUUAUUUUGUUUUAAAAUCUAGAGCUUGAAAUGUCCUGCGCAAAGGCCGAUUCAGACUGCACAACUUUCGACCUAAAACUGUCGUAUGUAACCUGCUUACAACUUGAGUUGUACUGUGUAAAUCAAGCAUAACUCACUUACGACAACGUAAGUGAGUUGUGUACUUGAUUUACACAGUACAACUCAAGUUGUAAGCAGGUUACAUGCGACAGUUUUAGGCAAAAGUUGUGUGAUCUAAAUUGGCCUUAACAAUUCUGACUUGGCCUUGACAAGUGACUGCCAACUCGCAUCACGUUCGACUGGGGCUUAAUCAGUUUUAUUAUAUAAAGUACAGUGCUUUAUAGAGAUUUCGAGCACUGAUAAAAGUGAUAAUCUCACAUGCGAGAUUAUUCAUGAUAAUCUCACAUGUGAAAAUUAUCGCUUUUCUGUAAAAAUUAUCGCUUUUCAAAGACUGUCCUUUAUAUAAUAAACAGAAAAAUACAUGGGUGCUUGGAAAUACCAGAUUUAUUUCUCGUAACACUCGAAAUAAAUCUGGUAUUUCCGCGCACCUAUGUAUUAUUCUCUAUAUAAUCAUCCAUGCUCCACAGGCUAGUGUUUAAUUGUCGGCUACUAAAAAAGUACUUGUUGGUGGGUGGGUGGGUGGGUUGUUAAAAAAUUCAGUAAGGAUAAGGUCUUUUUAGUUGAAUGGUUUGUUUUUUAAAUUUCUGAUAUAAGAAAUACCAACACUUUUAAUUGAGAGUGAAAAGGAUUUUUAUGAAAUAAGAAUUUUUAUGUAUUUAGAAAAUUAUUUAUUGACGGAGUGCACAAUGUGUUUGUUUGCUACCACUAAAAUAUAAUUGUUUCCGUCUUACUGUAUAGAUUGAUCUAUACUAUGGAAGUUUCUUCGAGUAAAAUAAUGUACUAUGUAGUGUUAUACAUGCUCUAUGACGUGACUAAUAAUUAUUAUACGCAUGUAAAUAUAUGUAGAAAUGAAACAUUUUCAAUGAUUCUACUUGUGGCUGUUUAUAUACUGAUCAACGAGCUUCUCCAAGAUGGACAUAGGUACUGCGCUCUCCAGCAAAACAGCAUCAUGAAACUCCUUCAAGUCAAACUUGUCACCUAGAUAAAUAUAUUAUCUUAGAUAAUAUACACAAUACAGGGUUGUCCCAAAUGCAAUAUUUUAGAUGAGUCCCAG
Molecule: messenger RNA, 5279 nt
Organism: Paramuricea clavata
Lineage: Eukaryota; Metazoa; Cnidaria; Anthozoa; Malacalcyonacea; Plexauridae
Source: the annotation of a GenBank genome assembly